This is a messenger RNA of Knipowitschia caucasica, 3663 nucleotides long. Lineage: Eukaryota; Metazoa; Chordata; Actinopteri; Gobiiformes; Gobiidae. The record is from the annotation of a GenBank genome assembly.
AUGAAUGGAGAGACUUGGAAAGACGGCAACUGCACUAUAGCUGCAUGUGUCAAUGGGGUGGUCUCAAAGAAAGCUUUGUCCUGUUCUGAACCACAACCACAAUCAUGUGCCAAUGGACGUCAACCUGUUGAAGUUUAUGACAAUGAUGGCUGCUGUUUUCAUUAUGAGUGCCCAUGUGUUUGCAAUGUCUGGAGUAAAAAGCACCACUUGACAUUUGAUGGGAAAAGUUUUGAAUUUGAUGGAAACUGCUCUUACUAUCUAGUCAAAGAGAUUAUAUCCAAGUACAAUCUGACCAUCACAGUGACCAAAGAAGACUGUGACAAUUCUGGUUCUGCCAAAUUCUGCUCUCACACUGUCACUGUGGCCUACCAGUCACAUGUAGUAAUACUAAAGCAGUCAAAGAAAUCCGGUUCAGUUCAAAAAGAGGUAUAUGUUAAUGGAAAAGAAGUGUAUCCUUCAUAUCAAAAUGAAGAUCUGGUUAUUACUGGAACAGACAUUGUGGUGAAACUGAAAAUAGCGGCCAUCAAAACAGAAGUUGUUUAUAGAGGAGAAUCGAUUAGUGUGGAGCUGCCACAGUCACUGUUUGGAAGUAACACAGAGGGCCUGUGUGGUACCUGUGAUAACAAACCAAACAAUGACUGCCGCUCUCCGAAUGGCCAAGUGGACUCAUGCUCUGAAACUGCCAACCAGUGGGUGGUCUCAGAUGAGCCAUGUGUGCAGCCCACCCCAAGUCCUCCGACAAUCACACCCUGUCUAACCAAAGCCUGUGAUAUCCUUACUAGCAGUGUUUUUGAGGAGUGUAACACAGUUGUACCCGUGGGACCUUAUCUAGCCUCCUGUGAGGCAGAGGUCUGCGAUGGUGACAAUAAAACCUGCCCCAUUCUCGAGGCUUAUGCAGGGCAGUGCUCUAGUGUUGGGAUCUGCCUCAAUUGGAGAAACCAAACCAAUGGGCUCUGCGAGUACAACUGCCCAAGCAAUAAAGUAUACAAAGCGUGUGGUCCCGAGGUACAGAAGACAUGCGAUGCAAGGUACAAUGAAAGGUUCACAGCGUUUAAUGAUACUGAGGAGGAGGGCUGCUUCUGCUCUAAUGGUACAACUGCGUACAAGUCGGCCCACCCUCAGUGUGUCGACACAUGUGAUGUGUGUGAAGGGCCUGAUGGGAAGCCACGUGCGCCUGGAAACCCAUGGACAAGUGAUUGUAAAACAUGUGAUUGUGACAAAGACUCCCUGAGUAUACAAUGCACACCCGUGCAGUGUGCAGAAGUGGAGCCUGCAAUCUGCUCAGAGCCCGGACAACAGGUCGUCAACAAGACCGUCAACUGCUGCACCAAACAGACUUGUGAGUGCGAUAGAAAUCUCUGCCCCGUGGUGGAGCCCUGUCCUAUUGGCUUCACUACGAAUUAUACAAAUGGUGUCUGCUGUGUGGAGGUCAACUGUGUUCCCAAAGGCGUGUGUGUUUAUGACAUGACAGAAUACCCGCCUGGAGCACUGAUCCCCAUCCCUGGGACAACAGAACCUCCACUACAACCUCCUCCAAGCUCUGCCUUCCCGACCUCCGGCUCUCCGACCAACGGCUUCCCUAGUUCCGGAUCCCCUACCAACGGCUACCCUAGUUCUGGCUCCCCAACCAACGGCUACCCUAGUUCCGGAUCCCCAACCAACGGCUUCCCUAGCUCCGGCUCCCCUACCAACGGCUUCCCUAGUUCCGGCUCCCCAACCAACGGCUACUCUAGCUCCGGCUCCCCUACCAACGGCUCCCCUAGCUCCGGCUCCCCUACCAACGGCUUACCUAGCUCCGGCUCCCCAACCAACGGCUUACCUAGCUCCGGCUACCCUAGUUCCGGCUCCCCAACCAACGGCUACUCUAGCUCCGGCUCCCCGACCAACGGCUUCCCUAGUUCCGGAUCCCCUACCAACGGCUACCCUAGUUCUGGCUCCCCAACCAACGGCUACUCUAGCUCCGGCUCCCCUACCAACGGCUCCCCUACCAACGGCUCCCCUAGCUCCGGCUCCCCAACCAACGGCUUACCUAGCUCUGGCUACCCUAGUUCCGGCUCCCCUACCAAUGGCUACCCUAGCUCUGGCUCCCCUACCAAUGGAUACCCUAGCUCCGGCUCCCCUACCAACGGCUUCCCUAGCUCCGGCUCCCCAACCAACGGCUUACUUAGCUCGGCCUCCCCCACCAACGGCUUACCUAGCUCCGGCUCCCCUACUGGCUCCCCUACCAAUGGCUUCCCUAGUUCCGGUUCCCCUACCGGAUCCCCGACCAACGGCUUACCUAGCUCUGGCUCCCCUACCAACGGCUUCCCUAGCUCUGGCUCCUCUACUGGCUCCCCUACCAAUGGAUUCCCUAGUUCUGGCUCCCCUACCAACGGCUUCCCUAGCUCUGGCUCCCCUACUGGCUCCCCUACCAAUGGAUUCCCUAGUUCUGGCUCCCCAACCAACGGCUACCCUAGUUCCGGAUCCCCAACCAACGGCUUCUCUAGCUCCGGAUCCCCUACCAACGGCUUCCCUAGUUCCGGCUCCCCAACCAACGGCUUACUUAGCUCGGCCUCCCCCACUAACGGCUUACCUAGCUCUGGCUCCCCUACUGGCUCCCCUACCAAUGGCUUCCCUAGUUCCGGUUCCCCUACCGGAUCCCCGACCAACGGCUUCCCUAGCUCUGGCUCCCCUACUGGCUCCCCUACCAAUGGAUUCCCUAGUUCCGGCUCCCCUACCAACGGCUUCCCUAGCUCCGGCUCCCCUAUCAGUUUACCUACCAACGGCUUCCCUAGCUCCGGCUCCCCUAUCAGUUUACCUACCAACGGCUUCCCUAGCUCUGGCUCCCCUACCAAUGGCUUCCUUAGCUCCAGCUCCCCUUUCAGUUUACCUACCAACGGCUUCCUUAGCUCCACCUUCCCUACUAACGGCUACCCUAGCUCCGGCUCCCCUACCGGGUCUCCUACCAACAGCUUCCCUAGCUCCGCCUCCCCUACUCCCAUUGUACCUGGCCCGUGUAUGGAGUGUUACUGCGGCUCAAAUGUCAACCACACAACCUCUUUGAACAUCAUCACGUGCAGACCUAAGGUCUGCAACCACACCUGCGCAGAGGGUUAUACAUACAAAGACAUGCCAGGAAAAUGCUGUGGAAAGUGUGUUCCGACCCACUGCGUUGCUUACAUUGGUAACACCACUAUCACCAUACAGGCUAAUGAGACGUUUGUGUCGCCCGAUGACAAGUGUACUAAGUACACUUGUCGGAAAAAUCCCAAUGGUGAUAAUUAUGAGACUACGAUUAUCUCCAAACAAUGUCCAGAGUUCAACCCUCUCGACUGCGAACCGGGCACAGAGACCACAGAUGCAGAUGGAUGCUGCAAAUCUUGUACCCUCCGCAGUGUGUGCGAGGUGCGCUCCAAGACAAUGUUGAUCAGGUCCCAAGGCUGCAAGAGCAAGAACCCGGUCAACAUGACCUACUGCUUUGGCCACUGCGGCAGCUCCUCCAUGUACUCCGCACAUGCCAACUCCAUGAUGCGGAAAUGCGAGUGUUGUCGGGAGACGGCUGUGGUGAAGAAAGCCGUGUGGCUGGAGUGUGGAGGUGGCGCCAGAGUGGAGCACAGUUACACCAUGCCGACGGCCUGCUCCUGCACCCCCUCCGAGUGUGUCGAGUACGGCAAGAAUUCUUAG